AAAUUGUGAGCUGCGUUUGACUCAAUCAGAGAGAAGUCAUGAACACUCACAAUAAUCGAUACGCAAAAUGGAAACAGAGAGAGCUUGUUCUUAUACUCUUAUACGCCAUCGCUUUUUACGCUUAUGUCGUAUGGAGAUCGAUUCGUCUCUCCCACGAUCAUUACUUCAAGCUCCAUGGUUUAGCUCCUGGUUGGCUCAUUCCUAAUCGACGCAAUGAUGUUUCUGAUGCUCAAUGGAGGAAUUUUCGAGGAAAUUUGCCGAUUCUUAGCUUUGUUUUCGCGGUUUUCACUGUGAUUGCAAAUGGGUUUAGGUCCUUUUUCCACCUGAAAGCUAAAGGAAUGGUGAUCUUGUGGCUUUCGAUGUCGUUUAUAUACUUGAUUUACUUACAUGGAGCUUGCGUCAUUUACAUUCUCUCGAUUGCAACAGCCAACUUCCUUCUUGUUAAGGUUUUUGCACGGACCAAAUACUUUCCUUUCAUGCUUUGGACGUUCAACAUAUUUUUUCUCUUCUGCAAUCGCAUUUAUGAAGGAUAUUCGUUCUCCAUUUUUGGGGAACAGUUUGAAUUCCUGGACAACUUUCGGGGCACUUUUAGAUGGCAUAUAUGCUUCAACUUUGUUGUUCUGCGCAUGAUAAGUUUUGGAUACGAUUAUCACUGGAGCCAACUGGAUUCUCAUUUUGAUCAAGAGAAACACGUAACGCGCUGUUCCUUAUGUAAGUUGGGGAAGACUUGCUACGUAGUGCGACAGGAGAGAGGUCUAGCAAGUGAUAGCUGCAGUUUUUCUCUAUACCUUUGUUAUUUGGUGUAUGCACCCUUGUACCUUGCGGGGCCAAUCAUAAGCUUUAAUGCAUUUGCUUCUCAGCUAGAUAUGCCACAGAAUACUCAUUCAUUUAAAGAUGUUGCUCGGUAUGGAGUGCGCUGGUUAUUCAGCUUCUUGCUGAUUGAACUUAUGACACACUUAUUUUAUUACAAUGCCUUUGUGAUCAGUGGUCUGUGGAGAGAACUAUCUCCUGUGGAGAUAUUUAUUGUUGGAUAUGGGGUGCUAAACUUCAUGUGGCUUAAGUUCCUUCUUUUAUGGAGAUAUUUCCGCUUUUGGUCUCUGGUGAAUGGCAUUGAAACUGUUGAGAACAUGCCGAAUUGCAUUAACAAUUGCUACAGCCUGGAAUCAUUCUGGAAAACCUGGCAUGCCUCAUUUAAUAGGUGGCUUAUCAGGUAUAUGUAUAUUCCUCUAGGUGGAUCACGAAGAAAGUUUCUGAAUGUGUGGGUUGUAUUUACAUUUGUUGCCAUGUGGCACGAUUUGGAAUGGAAGCUUCUUUCAUGGGCAUGGUUAACAUGUUUAUUCUUCAUGCCAGAAAUGAUACUGAAAUCAGCAUCCAAUGCAUAUAAGGUUGAGAGUGCUUUUGGAGAAUUUCUCCUUCGUGAACUCAAGGCGUUGUCUGGUGCCGUCACAAUCACAUGCCUCAUGAUUGCAAAUCUUGCUGGCUAUGUCAUUGGACCAUCAGGUAUAAACUGGAUGGUCUCCAGCUUUAUUAAGAGAGAAGGAAUACCUGUUCUGGGUGGUGUGUUCUUUAGCUUGUACGUGGGUACAAAGAAUCAAUAUGAAAUCAACUUUUGCAACGGCUUUUGGAUGGAAGAUCACAGACCACCUGCACUUGAUAACAGCAAAAUGAAUGCUUUUGAAAGAGGGUGUGGUGGUAUUCGGUAUAGCCUUGUCAAAACCAUCUCCCCCAAAGAAAACACAUCUAAAGUUUCACAUUCCAUCGAUGUAUUAUCAAGAUUUGCAACGUUUGGUGUACAUAUGCUACUUUCAUGGUAUCACGGACUAUUCUGUGUAGCUGAAGACUCAUCUUCAAGGCACUCAUUUGAUGGCAAGAUGUCACCAGUGCAACAAGCGUAUUUCAAUGGAACAAAGAUGUUUCAUACAGAAAAUGAUGUUUUUUCUGAAGCUAAGUUUCCUAUGGUUGGACUCACUCUGAUUCAAUCUGCAGCUGCUAAAGGAGCUGUGUGUUUGGAUGGAAGUCUUCCCGGAUACCAUUUGCAUCGCGGGUUUGGUUCAGGAGCGAACAAUUGGCUCGUUCAAUUGGAGGGAGGUGGAUGGUGUGAUACCGUUAGAAAUUGUGUAUAUCGUAAAACCAGUCGUCGUGGAUCUUCUUCGUAUAUGGAGAAGGAGAUACCAUUUACCGGCAUUCUAAGUAAUCAAGCCGCGGAAAAUCCAGACUUUUAUAACUGGAAUAGAGUAAAAGUUCGGUAUUGUGACGGUGGAUCGUUUAGCGGGGACAGCGAAAAUAAGGCUGCACAACUUCAGUUUAGAGGAAUGCGAAUAUGGUUAGCUGCUAUGGAUGAUUUGAUGGCAAAAGGAAUGCGUCAAGCUAAGCAGGCUCUGCUCUCUGGAUGUUCUGCUGGAGGUCUUGCGGUGAUUUUACGAUGUGAUGAUUUCGGGAAAUUGUUUCCUCCUUCCACCAGAGUGAAAUGUCUGAGUGACGCUGGUUUCUUCCUCGAUGCUAUCGAUGUGUCUGGAGGUCGAUCUCUUAGGCGGUUAUACGCCGGUGUGGUAAAAUUACAGAAUCUGCAAACCAAGCUUCCUCAGGAUUGUGUAAACCGUCUUAAUCCAACUUCGUGUUUUUUCCCACAAAACUUAAUCAACCAAGUCAAGACUCCACUUUUUAUUCUAAAUGCUGCAUACGAUUCGUGGCAGAUCCAAGAGAGUUUAGCUCCAAAAUCUGCAGAUCCAAGUGGAAGUUGGAAUGACUGUAGACUUAACUAUGCCAAGUGCAAUCCAUCUCAGAUCCAAUUCUUGCAAGGUUUUAGGACGCGAAUGGUGAAUUUGGUAAAGGGUUUCGCGAUGCCAAGUAAGAACGGUGUGUUCCUGAAUUCGUGCUUUGCUCAUUGCCAAACAGAGAGGCAUGAUACAUGGUUCGCCAACAACUCUCCUGCGGUUAAGAACAAGGGUAUAGCAGUAGCCGUGGGAGAUUGGUAUUUCGAAAGAGGAGGAGCAAAGCUCAUAGACUGUGCUUAUCCUUGUGACAAGACUUGUCACAAUUUGGUCUUUAAAGUUUAAUGAUAGAUUUAGUUUUUCUUUGGUAUCAAAAUUUAUUUUUUUAAAGAAGCAUCCAUUUAUUCAGGCAACACAAUGAAAUAAAAUAAAACCCAUUUGAUUACUAUUCCCUACAUUUCUCUCACUUUGUGCCUAGAAACCUCAUAUCCACUAGUCCAUUACUUUACUUAUGUGAACUAUCCAUUUUUUUCUUCUCUGUUUUGUAAAUUGAAUAUCACAUUCUGUUUUGAAUCAAACUGUGAAAUCAUU
This is a messenger RNA of Arabidopsis arenosa, 3302 nucleotides long. NCBI's taxonomy places the organism in Eukaryota, Viridiplantae, Streptophyta, Magnoliopsida, Brassicales, Brassicaceae. The record is from the annotation of a GenBank genome assembly.